Messenger RNA from Argiope bruennichi, 1831 nucleotides. Its product is annotated as gastrula zinc finger protein XlCGF7.1-like. Gene Ontology annotation, cellular component: nucleus. NCBI's taxonomy places the organism in Eukaryota, Metazoa, Arthropoda, Arachnida, Araneae, Araneidae. Bases 578 to 1435 code for a protein of 285 amino acids. The transcript has 2 exons. Gene Ontology annotation, biological process: central nervous system development; regulation of transcription by RNA polymerase II. Gene Ontology annotation, molecular function: RNA polymerase II cis-regulatory region sequence-specific DNA binding; DNA-binding transcription factor activity, RNA polymerase II-specific. The record is from RefSeq and is a predicted model, not a curated record.
AGUAUUCAGAAGAAAUUAAACAUACUAAUUUGAAAUGGUAGAAAUUGCCUAGUAUUAAAAAUAUUUACUAUGUUUAAUUACAAAACAUUAUUGAUAGUUGUUGCUUUCUGAAGAACUUGGAUGAAUGGUGUAGUUUGGAAGUGUGUCUUCUCAGAGAAAGUGAUUACAAUAUCACCACACCUUUCUGACCGAAAGUGACGAUACUAAUGUGAGACUGCUAUUCUGACUACAACAUAUGAGAUAUCUUGAAUGGAAUCCAAUUCUAUGUUACAGAAAAGAAUGUCUGCUGUGUAUGUAUAAAAAAAGUCUUCGAUUCAUGUUAUAUUUUUAAUUUUUACUUAAAAUACAUUUUGAAUUUUCUACUCAUGAACAAACAAGAAAAAUGUAUGCUUCUGAAUUCCCAUGUUUACUUCUAGCACGUUUAAAAAAAAGCUCUUUUGAACAGCUGUUCGUAUAAAAAUGAAAUUACAUUUAUGCAGUGCUGCAAGAAGAUUAGCAAUUGUGAAUCUUUAAAAUGUCGAUCUCUGAUUGAAACUAAAGUUGCUUGGCUGUGAUUAAUUUUCUCGCUGCUUAGGCAAUGGAAAUUUCAUGUGCCUAUGAUUUAAGUGAUCAAGCAUUUUCUGCGCAGGAGAUUUUAAAGGAAGAUUCGACUCAUACAAAAGAAAAAUCGUAUGUAUGCGACAUUUGCACUAAAGCUUUUUCUCAGCAUUCUUGUUUAAAAUCACAUUUACUUACACACACGAAAAAGAAACUGUUUGCAUGUGAAGUGUGUAAAAAAAUAUUUACUAAAAAAUGCAGUUUAAUGGUGCAUUUACGAAGACAUACGAAUGAAAAACCUUUUGCAUGUGAUAUUUGCAAUAAAGCGUUUUCUGUGUCCAGUGUUUUACGAGUACAUUUACAGACACAUACGCAGGAGAAACCACAUACUUGCCACACGUGCAAUAGAACAUUUUCACUGAAAUCGAAUUUAAAACAACAUUUACGUACGCAUACGAACGAGAAACCGCAUGCAUGCGAUACUUGCAAUAAAGUGUUUUCUCAUUUGCCGAAUUUAACAAAACAUUUACGAACGCACAAUAACGAGAAACCUUUUGCAUGCGAUGUAUGUUGCAAAGCAUUUUCUACCAAAUCGAUUUUAAAAAAUCAUUUACUUACGCAUACGAAAGAAAAACCGUUUGCAUGUGACAUUUGCAGCAAAACUUUUUCUCGGCAGGAUGAUUUAAAUAGGCAUUUACGAACACAUACGGGGGAGAAACCAUAUUUGUGUUCGAUUUGCGGUCGAGCAUUUUCUUGGCAGUCGCAUUUAAAGAGACAUUUACGAAUGCAUACAAAAGAGAAACCAUUUGUAUGCGAUAUCUGUAAUAAAGCAAUGACUGAAAAAUGGAGUUUAAUUAAACAUUUACGAACACAUACGAAAGAGAAACCGUUUAAAUGAUAUAUGAACUAAAAUGUUUUUUCAAUUAUCCAAUUUAUUUAUCAUGUUUACAAAUAAGAAAUCGUUUGAAAUCAUGAGAAAACAUUUACAAACUCGUAUGAUAGAGAACUUGUAUGAAUUCAACAUUUGUAAACAAACAUUUUCUUAGCAUUCUCAUCCAAGGCCGUGUUUAUGGAUGCAUACGAAAGAGCAGUAAUUUGAAUGUGACUUUUAUAGUGAAAAUUUUCUUACCCUGCUGCUAAGAUACAUCUCCUUAUACAUGUUUAAGAAAAAGCGUGUACCAUAUUUCUGUGAAAUCUGGUGAUGUAUUUUCACAGGCAAGGGAUUUCAACAGACUUUUAUUGACACUUCCAAGAGAAAUUAUACGUCUGAUAUAGUGUGAUGAAGUGUUUAAAA